CAAAAUGGCUGCGCCCUACAAAAGGAUAAACAGUGAUGACAGUUUUGAGUUUGUGGACCAGACUGACCUGUUACAUGUGAGGCUAACCGGGGAUCACAGGAGGAAACAUGUUAUCCCUGGGAAGGAAGCACAGACUGGAGAUCAGAAACAGCCAUUGUCUCCAGUAAGUCAGAGAACAACGCCACUCACACUGAAAGCCUUUCAGCAGCUGUUGGACGGUGAUGGAAGGCUUGUGGAUGAGUCUGCCCUCAGGAAAACUGUCUUUCUAGGUGGAAUAGAGCCGAGUGCCAGGAGAGAAGUCUGGCAGUACCUCUUCUCACUCUACCCGUGUAACUCCACACAAAGAGAGCGGGAGGUUUUGUUGUUGGACUACAUAGUGAAGUACAGUGAGAUGAAAUCACACUGGAAGUCACUGUUAAAGCAACAUUCCACACCAGGAGCUAGCGAACUUGAGCAGGGUCUGGUAGCAAAAUAUCAGGUUCCAGAACAGGACACACUUGCCCCGGCUUCAACAGAAAACUGCUGUAACCAAAGUAAUAAUGGGGAACCAGACAAAGCAGACGGGCCACAUUUAAAUUCCACUAGUUGUCAAAAUGAAUCAAAUACUCAAAAUAAUCACCAGGGUAUGAAUAAGGAGUCAGAUCUGGUACGGUUGUCCAAACACUGCAAUUUUAUUGACCUUAACAACGAAGAAACAAGACAGAAGGUUGCCUUCAUGAAAAUCCAAGCGCAGGUCUAUGUGAGCAGAAACAGGAUUGAUGUUGGGGCGUUACGCAGCUGUCUACGGUUGAUUGAUAAAGAUGUUCCCAGAACUGACCGAGAUACUGAAUAUUUCAGGAGUAGUGAUACGCCAACAUUGACGAUAUUACGAGAAAUACUCAUCACAUUUUCUGGCUUUACACCAGAUGUUGGGUACGCACAGGGCAUGAAUGAUAUACUAGCUAGAUUCCUCUUUGUCUUUGACUCAGAGGUCGAGGCUUAUUGGUGCUUUCAUAACUACCUGGAGAAAAUCAAAAUUGACUUCCAAGAGGAAGGAAUGAUUAAUAAAAUAGAGUUGGUUCGUAAGCUACUACUGGAGAUGGACAAGCCACUCCUUGAACAUCUGGAGAACCACGAACUGGGAGAUCUCCUUUUCUGUCAUAGAUGGCUCCUACUAGGCUUCAAGCGUGAGUUUUCCUUCCUCGAUUCCCUCCGCGUGUUUGAGAUUCUCAGCUCCCAUCACCUGGAACUCUCCUCAGUGGAGGCAGAAAAGGUCAAACGCAAACAGACAAUGAAAGAGUUUGCAGAUAUAGGUGGCGUAACUAGGACAACGCCCCGUGAGACCGAUGCGGAGUUCACGUUCGAACUGUUCAUGUGUGUGGCCAUGCUACAGGAGUGUCGACCAGCCCUCUUCAAAUGUACUGAUGCAGCAAUGGUCUUCCAGGUCAUCAAUAACUUAGCGAUUAACUUGGAUGUGGUAUUGGAGCACUCAGAACGCCUGUUUUUCCGCUACUGUAAGAAAAGCGUCGAGGACAGUUUCCAACUUGUUGACACUCCUGGGAAAAAACAUCGCCGAUGACACAGACCAAAACAAGCAUCUGAGUGAUCCAGCUGUGAUAUUUAUUAUAUAAUCAGAUGAUUGUUUCAGAACUUUGUAAAAGUUACCAACAUUAUUAACAUCAUGGUUGUUAACUUUCAAAUCUUAACUAUUCUUCAAGUUUCAUGGGUGAUCUACAGUAUUUCUAUCAAGAUUCAGGCACCUUGUUUUAUAUGAUCAUGCCUUAAAGCUGCACUCUCAUAGAUUGGCCAUUUUAACAACUUUUUUAUUUUUUGUCUUGGAAAGAGCAAUUUUUUGCGUAAAUAUCUGCAAACCAAUGAUAUAAGUUUGCUGACAAAAAAUCAGAUCGUAGAUUUUCAUAUUUCCAUUCAAAAAUUAAUGAUUUAUGGCUUAAACCGUUACUAACGGUUUAAGAAAAAUGCAUAAAACAUCAUUUUUUUAACUUAAAUAUAAAAUUCUGCGAUCUGAUUUUUUGUCAGCAGUCUUAUAUAACUGGUAUCCAUGGAUGUUCACAAAAAUUGGCUCGUUCCAAGACAACAAAAAAAAGUUGUCAAAACGUUCAAUCUGUGAGAGCACAGCUUUAAACUAUUUCCCUUUUUAAAUUUAACAACAACGGUGUUAACAACGUUGCUGACUUUAACAAAGUUCUGAACAAUGGGUGCAUUAUAUGCUUAUUGUUAUGGAAUUUUUUUAUAGAUAGCUUGUUACGGUACAGAAGUUUAAUGAUCUAUAGAAAUCUAGUGUCAUUCAAGCAAAAAAUAGUCCAAAUUUGUUUGUGAAUUUUACAAGAAACAAUGUUUUCUUCCUAAUAUUCAUGAAACUAAUCUAAAUUGGUCUUGGCAAUCAAUCACUCAGCAAUGUCAGGAUAAAAACAUGGUUGUUAAGGUCAAAAAAGGCAAAACCACUAAGCAGUCCAUUAUUAUUUUCUAUGAAUGUUGGUGAAUCUGUUUACCUCAAUUAAAUCCAGGGAAGGUUUCAAAAUAUGUCAUAAUUAGUAGAAAUCUUGCAAAUAUAUUAAGUUGAAAACUUUCAAGGUUAUAUUAUGAGGUCAUUAUGCCUCUCUUGUUGCUUAUAAAUAGGAAUAGUCCAUUUUAAUUUUAAGAAGUUUUUCAAGGUAUAUGGUUUAAAUAGCAACAAGAAGGAAGAGGCAUUGACGUGGCGGAUACGUGGUCUAGUUGUAACACACUUGACUGUCAAUCUGCAGGUUCAAUUCCCCGCCUCCCAACUUGAAGUACUAAUCAUUGUCCGGGAGGGACAUUAAAUAGGGGUCCCGUGUGACAGUGCUAUUCACUGGUGCAUCUUAAAGAACCAGGGUUGCUUUUACUCUGGUUACAUUCUGCCUGUGCACUAUGCUCCAAAAACCUAAAAUGACUAACAAUCUCAUCCCAGCACUCACUGAAUGGGCAAGGCCAGAGUGCGAGUAUAUAUAAGCUCACACACAUGCACGCACGCACGCACACACGCACGCAGGCACACACGCACAAACACACGCCUUGACAUAAAUAUGACAUUAGCAAGCAUUAUGAUGUCAUCAUUUCUUGUCACUAAAUAUUUAUGUUGCACAAUAUGUUUUUAAGGUCAUAAAUACUUUUCAGGUAAUUAAUAUUUGUUUUUUUGUGUUAUAUACUAUAUUUUUUUGUGUUAUAUACUAUAUUUGAUAUGAUGCCAAAAACUGAAAUCCUAAACAUAUUUUCUUUUUUGACAAGGUUAAUAUACUAUGGCUUGUACAGGGGGUGCAUAUAGUUCAUAGUUGUUUGGGCUAAUGUCUUCUGCUUCUUAACAGGGUUUAUAUUUUAAUUUACAAGGACUGGGCUUGUCUCUGUAGUUUUCUUUGUAUUAUUGUAUGUAAACAGUCUGCAAAACAUUUUACUGAAUGUUUAUUUAUUUUACACUUAUUCUUACUUGGUUACUUUUGAAACUAUAAUAAUGAUUGUUUUAAUCGAUGUUGAUUUCACUAUCAUGCUUAUACAUAAAACAAGUUUAUGCCAAUAAUGUCUAUUUAAUGUUAAAUGUGACAAAGUUAAUCAAGAUGGCUUAGUGAACAUAAUAACCCUUCAUAGAAAAUAUUUUCAUAGUAAAUAAUACAGGUGGAAAAGUGUAUUAAGAUGGUCAUCUGCAUGUGCUAUUAAACUGUUUCAAUGAAGUGGUAUGGUUCCUCCGAGGGGGGGGGUGUUGAUAGGUACAGGUUCAACUUGCUUCCUUACCAGGAUAUUUCAAACCUUUAGAAGCCCUGGUUCCUGGAUAUCAGGAUUUACGGAAUUAAGAAUAAAUCUAUAGUUUUAAAAGAUAACAUUUAGAAUUUGAUCACAGCUGGAUUUUGAUUUUAUCAUGCCAUUUGUCGUAAUGUUAAAUGUUAAUACCUGGUGACCCUAAAUAAUUGUGAUAUCAUUUGAAAAAUAAUUGGUUACCGAUAUAUACAAAUAUGUUAAAUAAAUUACCUAUAGAUGUAAAAGAAAUUACCGACCAAACAUUAGUAUUGCAAGUGAUUUAUUUUGUUCUUUAUUUCAAUUGAAGUCAAAAGUGAAAUGACCUGUUUUGCAAUCUUUAAAGGUCUAAGAUUUUGGAUGGUUAUAUUUUUUGGUAGAAUUAUUACAUAUUCAUAAUGUACAAGAUGCUUCUAUAUGGUGCCAAACAAUGGUCACCAGGCAACCAAAAAUGGACAUACUUGUACAUCAGAUUUAUAACUCAAUGUGAUUAUUUUAGGUCAAAGGUCAAGGUCGCAGUAGAUUUUCACUAUUUAAUAAAGGUGAAUAAACCAAACUUCACUGUUGGUUUGUCUCGAGUCCAAAGUUACAAAUUUUAUGUCCAUUAUUUUUUUUUCUCAGAUACGACCACACAAUAGGGGAGAGUGGCGCAUUUUCAAAAAAGCAAUCUCCAGUAUCAAUUGAUAAUGAGGAACUAGACUGUUUCAACAGUUGAAUAGAUACAGGGCUGUCAUGCAGAUGAAACACUGAAUUCAUUUAUUAACCUGUAUUAUUUAUUGUUGUUUGUUCUUAUUUCUUUUUCACAUAGAUUUUAUAUCAACACAUUCAUAGUCAUUAAUAGUGAGGCAUUAUAACAAUUCUAUGCUUUUGUAAAAGUUAUUUUUGGUGCACACAUACACACAAACACAGAAGCACAUGUCUUUCAAGACCCACACAACAUACACACACUCUGACUGUCAGACACAUACUACACUAAAAAACAUACAAUCUCCCCCCUAAUUAGUGAUGCUCUAUGUUUCAACUACUGCUAAUUUUAAGGUAAUAUUUAUAUGCUUUUUGAUUGUGUGCAAUAAAUCCCUACUUUUAAAGUGAUAGUUUAAUUUAUAGUGACUGAGAGAUUCAUAUCCAACUUUAUUACCACUUAUAUAAACUGAGUGUAAUAUAUAGUAAAUUGGAAUUGAAUGAUUGUAAAACAUUUAGUCAGUAUCUCAUUGGGAAAAUGAAGAUUUCAUAAAUAUAGUUAGAGAAUUGCUUGUAAUGUAUAUUUUGUUUUUAAUGGAGUACCAAAGAAAUCUACCUCUUUUGUAAUCAUGAUAUUGAUGGAUGGAGAUUUUAUAAAAUCACUUUAAGUUUUCCAUAGGGGCUGUCCUCUCUGACAAUCCCAAAAUAGAUGUUCCGUUACAAUGUUUGUACUACAAAAAUCACAAAAGUUAGAUGUUUUUAUUGUACAUGUACAUAUGUUUUUGUAUGCAUUAAUCUAAGCAAGAAUUUUCCUUGAACCUGCAAAGCUAUGUGAAAAUUGUGCUUCUGUAAAUUGGAGUAAAUAUGUUUUUCCAGAUAAUGUUGUUUUCUAUGAUUGGGAAUGUGUUGUACAAUUCACUUCUGAUGAUGGAUUGAUGGGGAUUUUUGUUGUAGCGAGUAAAGGAAAUUAUUUAUAAGUAUUGUAUUAUUAUGAAAAUAGAAUUUUGGUUAUAAUUCAGCUGUUAUUACCGGUAGUUGAAUUUCGAUCAAUACAUUUUUUAUUUUACACGUAAAACAGUAUUUCAACUGAUUGAUAUAUCAUAUAAAUUGUGCAAUAUUUGAAAGAAAGUCCUGUUUACACAUAUUUGUACCAUGCAUUUAAUAAAAGAAAAGUAUGACUUGAAGAAUGAAAUUCUAAAAUCAGUAUCCAUAUGAUAACCAUAUUACUAUAGUUAUUUUAUUGUGUUUCAUUGUACUGUUUGCACAAAAUGGUAAAUUAAUACUGUUUAUCUGUAUGUUGUAAUGGGCCGGUGGCCUUAUAUCAAAUAAACUUUGUUAUUGUCAUAUUUUGAAAUUUGCAGAAUUAUAAACUUUUAAUAUGAUUAGAUAUUUAUUAGAAGUUAAAGCACAAAAUCAAAAGAUUUAUAGAUUUAACACAUUUAUCAUCAUUUUGCUUUCAAGAAUGAUAGAGUUGAUAAAAGUGAUUGUGCGAUUUGCUAUUUAGUAAAACAGAGUUAUAAUGAUUAUUCAAGAAUAUUGUUUGUGCUAGUAUACCAUUUUUUCUAUUUAAAGUGGCACGUUUAUUCAACUUUUAUAAAUACACAUGUAUAACAAACAUAGAUUUUGAGUGAUACACCUUUAACUUCUUACCAAAUAAGUCAUUUAUGGAAAAUAUUAAUUACAAGAUUGUAAUCCUUUGUUAUUAACUGAAAACCCAAAAAUAUUAAAUGAUUGGUGAGUGCUAAAAGAUUUACUGUGAUCUAUUAUAGUCUCAUAAGGUAGAAAUACCAUGUUUUCUGCACCUUUCUUUCAAAUUAAAUUUGGUAUCCUUCAUAAGCACCAUUGUUUUGACAUCUAUUCAUCCUUUUUUGUAUAUCAAAACAAUUGUAUUAAUUGUGGUAAAUCUUAUUUGGGAGUAAGAGUGCAUUAUGUUCACGAGAGUGUUUUUUUUUUUUUUUUGACAAUCAAUUAGUGUAGUUAUACACUGAAAAUGUUAGUAGUACAGUAGCAGUAUUUUUGUCAUGAUGUAAGUUUAUCAUGUUUUCUAUGGCAGGUAAAUAACAUGAUUCUCUCCAUAUUUUUAUGUUAAUUUGAGUCAUAUUGUUAUGUGAUUUGACAGGUUGACACUGAUUACGUGUAACCUUUUUUGUUUGUUUUGUUGAAUAACAUAAUAUUGCAUGUUUGCUUAAAGAAAACCGAUGUGAUUUAUAAUGAAGAUAUUUUUUUGUAAACAAGGGUGCCGUGUUGUGAGCACCAAUGCUUGCAUGUUGUUGAUUUUCGAGCUGAAAAGGGGGCAUAACUAAAGCAAGAGUUAUGGGCCUUGCAAAUGUGUAUUGUAUCUGGCAACCUUUGUACCAAUUUUCAUUUGAAUGACUUAAAUGGUUAUGAGUAAUGGCCAAGGUCGAAGUCUUUCACUACGAACGCUCCGACUGCACCCACACUUACCAUAAUGCUAACAACAACAACACUGAUAUUGCAAUAACUCAUUUCUCUUUUUCCCUAAAAACCCCAUCUAAAACAACUUUGGUUGAUCUAUAUUUCCCAUCGUUUUUAUUAAGAUUAUUCUUUGUUAAAAAUUUACUGAUAUUUAUGCCCCCUUUUGAAAAAAGUGGGGUAUAUUGUUUUGCACAUGUCGGUCGGUCGGUCGGUCUGUCUGUCUGUCGGUCGGUCGGUCGGAAUACCAAAUGGUUUCCGAUCAAUAACUUGAGAACGCUUUGACCGAGGGACCUCAUACUUGGUAUGUGUAUUGGUCAUCACCAGCAGAUGAACCCUAUUGAUUUUGAGGUCAGUGGGUCAAAGGUCAAGGUCAGUGUGACCUUUACAUGAAAAACGGUUUCCGAUCAAUAACUUGAGAACGCUUUGACCCAGGAACCUCAUACUUGGUAGGUGUAUUGGUCAUGACCAGCAGAUGAACCCUAUUGAUUUUGAGGUCAGUGGGUCAAAGGUCAAGGUCAGUGUGACCUUUACAUGAAAAACGGUUUCCGAUCAAUAACUUGAGAACGCUUUGACCCAGGGACCUCAUACUUGGUAUGUGUAUUGGUCAUCACCAGCAGAUGAACCCUAUUGAUUUUGAGGUCAGUGGGUCAAAGGUCAAGGUCAGUGUGACCUUUACAUGAAAAACGGUUUCCGAUCAAUAACUUGAGAACGCUUUGACCCAGGAACCUCAUACUUGGUAUGUGUAUUGGUCAUCACCAGCAGAUGAACCCUAUUGAUUUUGAGGUCAGUGGGUCAAAGGUCAAGGUCAGU
This is a messenger RNA of Mya arenaria, 7668 nucleotides long. RefSeq names its product TBC1 domain family member 15-like. NCBI's taxonomy places the organism in Eukaryota, Metazoa, Mollusca, Bivalvia, Myida, Myidae. The transcript has 13 exons. Gene Ontology annotation, molecular function: GTPase activator activity. Bases 5 to 1558 code for a protein of 517 amino acids. The record is from RefSeq and is a predicted model, not a curated record. Gene Ontology annotation, biological process: activation of GTPase activity.